This is a messenger RNA of Plasmodium adleri (nom. inval.), 1203 nucleotides long. RefSeq names its product Plasmodium exported protein, unknown function. The record is from RefSeq and is a predicted model, not a curated record. The transcript is spliced from 3 exons. The coding region runs from base 1 to 1203 and encodes 400 amino acids. Lineage: Eukaryota; Apicomplexa; Aconoidasida; Haemosporida; Plasmodiidae.
AUGCAUUUAACAUAUUUAAAAAUAUUAUUUUUCUCUUUAUUUUUAGAUACAUUUAUAUCUUCACACACGAACAUUCCUAGAACUAAUAAUGUUUCUCCAAAAAAUGUCGCCAUUAAUAUAUCACCUGUAGGACCAAUUCCAGAUGUAAUAACUCUUGAUUAUAUAAAAGAAAAUCUUGAACAAAUUCAACUAAUGAAAGAUUUAAUAAUCAAAGAAAAAUUAAAAAAACUCAAAUUAUUAAAAAAAAAAAAAGAUAAAGAAAUAAAAAAAGAAAUUGAAAAUUUAGAACGAGAAAUAAUGGAUACAAGAAAAUUAUGUAAUAACUAUAUAAAAGAUGAAAUUAAAGAAAUUAAAUCAAUAAAAGAUCAAAUUAUUAAGGACAAAAUAGAAAACGAUAGAUGGAAGAAAGAUUUAUUGAUUGAUUAUGAAUUGAAAAGACUUAUGUUCAAACCAGAUAUUACACAUUUAAAUAAAUUAUAUGAAGAAUAUCUAAAGGAAGAAUUAAGAAUUGCAAAAUUGAAAGAUAAUAUAUUUAAAAUAUACCAAUUUAUUUUAUAUUUAAUACCUAAUACAAUAUACUACACUAUUGAAUUUAUAAAUAAUAUUCCAGAAAUAGAGUUGUCACCUCCAAAAAUUUUUAAAAUGAAAAAAAGGAAAAGUAAAUCAUUUUUAGAACUAUGGAGUUCUUUAUAUGAAAUAUUGGAAGAAAGAGUUCAUAAGUAUCAAAUUGGAGGAUAUGUAUUUGGAUUUGGUUUAUUAGCAGGAAUAGGAAAAUCUAUACAUUCAAUCGUUGCUACACCAGCUGUUUGUAUUAAAUAUGCUGCUGCUUUUUCAAAAUUCUCGGCGGCUGUUUGUAAAUCUAGUACUACAUUACAGGUUUCUUCUGGUGCUAUUGCUACUAGUGCAAACUCUAUGAAAUUUUAUGAAAAAUUAAAACUUUUAGAGGCAGCAUGUACAGCAGCAUCAGCUUCUCCUGAUCCUGCUACAAAAGUAGUAGCUGCAAUAAUAAUUGUUAUACUUGUUAUAAUACUUUUAGUAUUUUUAUAUUAUGUAAUAAAAAAAUCAGGUAUUUUAGAAAAUGAACAUGUUCAAAAAGUAAUUGUUCCUAUUCAAAAAUUUUUUGAUAAAUAUAUAACUAAAAUGAAAUAUUACUUUAAAGAUGUGAUAUAUUAUAUAAAGCCAUUAAAAACAAAUACUCAAUAA